AUGGAACUGACCGGAGAGCAGCUGAAAAUGGCUGAGAAUCAGCUGAAAAGAUAUUUACCUCGGUCGCAACAGGUGUAUGGUUAUUUGGUCCUCAGAAACAGAGUCAGAUCAGACCCAGUGAGAGUUUUUGUGGAUAGAUGGCCAGAGUUCAAUGUCAUUGUCUGCAAACCUCAAUAUGAACAGAAGGGGGAUCUAUUCAAAGACAUACCAGUUUUUGCAACUGAUCAAGCUAUUCUAGAGGACAUCAUAACGAAGUCCAACGUUCUGGACUGGACCCAGUUCAUUUGCAUUGGAAUCAAUCUUCGCCACAUGGAGAUACUCAAAGCAGUAGCAUCAGAAAAAGGCGUGUCCAGCAGCCAACUGGCAGUGUGUCACAUGAUGAUACUUAAGGAUGUUUCCAACCUUCCCUCUAUAGACAGCCCAGGGAUUUCACUAAGCUAUCUGGAUGAGUCCCACGUUGGCUUGGUGAAUCAGAUGUGGAAGUUUGCGAAGAACAAGGAAGCUGUGAGGAUGAUCCGGAACAUGCUCGCAAACUUCCCCUCCUGCUCUGUGCUGGACGCAGAAGGAAAGCCUGUGUCCUGGAUCCUGACCUAUGCCUCAUGUGCAAUGGGCAUAUUGUACACUCUGCCAGAGCACAGAGGGAAAGGAUACGCCAAUGUCCUGAUCAGCACCAUGGCCAAGAGACUACACGCUCAGGGCUACCCCGUGUACUGCUUCAUAGAAGAGGAGAACGAGACUUCCUACAAGCUCUUUAAAAACCUAGGCUUCACUCAGGACCCUUCACACAGGGAGGCCUGGUUUGGAUUCAAUGAUUGAAUGAAUGAACACCUCGAAGAAGACGAA
This is a messenger RNA of Notothenia coriiceps (black rockcod), 843 nucleotides long. Its product is annotated as glycine N-acyltransferase-like protein 3. The coding region runs from base 1 to 816 and encodes 271 amino acids. Lineage: Eukaryota; Metazoa; Chordata; Actinopteri; Perciformes; Nototheniidae. The transcript has 5 exons. The record is from RefSeq and is a predicted model, not a curated record. Gene Ontology annotation, cellular component: mitochondrion. Gene Ontology annotation, molecular function: glycine N-acyltransferase activity.